AUGUCUCACCCAGCUGAUAUCCUAGCUCUGGCUAAGGGUAAGCGCUCUCGUCUUGCGCUUGACCCGCCUGCUCCCACGGGUGCUGAUAGCUCCACUGGGCUUCAGGCUCCUGCAAUCAAUGACAAGGACAAGUCUGCCUCAUCAGCCGCUGGCGGAUCUGGGUUAUCUGCUGCUGAUAAGGCCACUAUUCCCGCGGUUGGACUCACCGAUGCUGAAGACUUCAUCGACGACGACUCUGAUGACGAGAUGGCUAUUGAUCUGGUUAAGGAAGUCGGCUUCGACACGGACGUGGUGAAGGGUCUGGCCUAUGCUCACCCAGGGAGUCAGAACCACCGCUAG
Messenger RNA from Closterium sp. Naga37s-1, 339 nucleotides. NCBI's taxonomy places the organism in Eukaryota, Viridiplantae, Streptophyta, Zygnematophyceae, Desmidiales, Closteriaceae. The record is from the annotation of a GenBank genome assembly.